AGGAUCGCUUGAUUGCGGAUUUCUGUUUAAAUGAUAGCGCCUGACUGCGGUGGUUACCGGCGCCGAUGCGCGCAGGACGCGUUCCUCCUGCUGGACUGAACCGCACCGCACCGCACCGCACCGCGCGUCUCUUUCUUUAGAUAGUUUCGGCCUCCCUGCACGAUUGAUAAAAAUGGACUGAGAAACCGGGGGCUUGACGUGAACCGGCAGGUCUGUGGUCCGAAAUCGUGUGCGAUCGUGGAUAAAUGCUAGGAGAUACGAUGACCCUGCUGUCUCUGUUGGGCCGGAUCAUGCGCUAUUUCUUGCUGAGACCGGAGACGCUGUUCCUGCUGUGUCUGAGCCUGGCGUUAUGGAGCUACUUCUUCCACACGGACGAGGUGAAAACCAUCGUCAAGUCGAGCCGCGAUGCCGUGAAGAUGGUGAAGGGCAAAGUGGCCGAGAUCAUGCAGCACGAUCGCUUCGGCCUGGACCUAGCCGAGGCUGAGAUCUCCAAAAGCUGGGAGCUGAAGAGCGCCGGCGCCGCCGUGUACGCCAUCCAGGGCCGGAGAGACCACAUGGAGGACCGCUUCUCCGUGCUCACCGACUCCGUCAACCGCAGCCACCCGUCCAUCUUCGGGGUUUUCGAUGGGCAUGGUGGAGAGGCGGCUGCAGAAUACGUGAAGACCCACCUGCCUGAGAUUUUAAAGCAGAAACUACAGACUUAUGAGAAAGAGAAGGAGAACAGUCUUCUGUCCUACCAGAACAUCCUGGAGCAAGAGAUACUCAAUGUGGACAAAGAGAUGCUAGAGAAGCUCUCAGCCUCUUAUGAUGAAGCUGGAACAACAUGCUUGGUGGCACUGCUGUCGGAUAAGGAGCUGACCGUAGCCAACGUUGGUGAUUCCAGAGGAGUGUUGUGUGAUAAAGAUGGUAAUGCCAUCCCAAUGUCACAUGACCACAAGCCCUACCAGCUAAAAGAGCGCAAAAGAAUCAAGAAAGCAGGUGGCUUCAUCAGCUUCAACGGCUCAUGGCGUGUUCAGGGCAUCCUGGCCAUGUCUCGCUCUCUGGGCGACUACCCACUGAAGAAGCUAAACGUUGUAAUCCCGGACCCUGACGUGCUCUCGUUUGACCUGGACAAGCUGCAGCCUGAGUUCAUGAUCCUGGCAUCAGAUGGUCUGUGGGAUGCCUUCAGUAACGAGGAGGCAGUGCGUUUUAUUCGCGAGCGCCUCGAUGAGCCUCACUUUGGUGCCAAAAGCAUUGUGUUGCAGGCCUUUUACCGCGGCUGUCCGGACAACAUCACCGUCAUGGUGGUUAAAUUUAAAAAGAGUGGCACUACAGCCGAGCAGUGAGCCACGGCCAAUAUGAACUGAUAAUGUACAGUGGAGUUAAUGGGUGUUUAACCACUUUUGUUUUUGUUAUUUAAAAUACUUACUGUGUAUCCAUCGUAUUAAAAUGUACACUCAAUAUCUAUUUAUUUCUUCAAAAUGAUAGAAAGUGUUGUGAUUUAGUUUUGGCCAGAUCCCAUUGCCAAAGCUUUAGAAUGUUCACUCAGUGGGGCAGUGGUAGCCUAGUGAGUAGAGCUGUAGGUUAUCAACUGGAGGGUUGUAAGUUUGAAUCCUGUCUCUGGCUCCAGGGUUACUGUACAAUGACUGACCCUAUGUAAUAUGCUAAAAAAGCAUUUCACUGUACUGUACAUGUGUAUCCAUAUAAAUGACAAAUAAAGGUUUUCCAUCAGCCCUGGAUUACAUUAGGUGGCCCCACAAUUUUAAAGUCCUCUAUUCAAGGAAGAAGAUUAGCUAGGACAUGCACAAACAUUUACCUUUAUUUUAAGACAGCGGAGUAUUUUUGGAACAUCCAGAUUUACUGUUUUGGCUAACAUUACUUACUUUAUGAUUCCUCUCUCCCCAGUAGUAUUUGCAGAGAAGCAGCCCCAUAUGAUGAUACUACCCCCUCUAUACGUCUCUGCAUGUAUGUUUAUGGUGUUUCUGGAGUUGUACACUGAAUACUUUUGUUCCAUCUGACAAGUGUUCUGAUCUGUCUGAAUGCAUAUGUGUACAUUUUAGACGUGCAUAUAUGUGCUUUUUAUGCAAAGACGUUUUCAAUGGGGGUCUACUAAAUUGUUCCCAAACACAACAUCCUUGACAUUAAGAGUGUAAAGCUGGAAGUACGUUAAAAACAAAAACAAAAGUGGUUAAAUACUUGUUUUCCAUUCACUGUACAUAUUGGGAUUAAUAUAUUAUUCUUAUGCAUACAAAUAUACAUACACAUGCAUGUAUAUUUGUAUUUGUACAAAUAGUAUAUUUGAACUGAUAAUAUUUUUCAGUUUGGAUUAACAUGUGCAUAAGUUUAAGGAUGCCUAACAAUACAUUUCAAGACUUUCAGGACUGUUUCUUUUUACAAUAAUGGCAAAUAAUGUGCAGCCAUGUCAUCUCUUUUGUCUUUUUUGAUCUUUUCAGCCACAGAAUGUCCAGUUAUGUAGAUAAUUAAGCUAAUUAAAUAACUUCUGUGUGUCACCGUGAUGAGGUGCUGGAGAAUGUAAAAGUUCAAAUAUACACACACAACUCUCAGUAGGAUUCACCAUUAUGUGUACAAUGCUGGUCUAAAUCCAUGUCAUCUAUACUGACCAUUGUUUUUUAUUUAUACUUGAAACAUUUAGGUUUACCAUGUUUGGACAUGUCUACAGUUUGAAGUCAAACAACAUUGUUCUACAUCAACAAAACAAUAGUUUUUGGUUCAUCUGAAUGUUGGUUGGUUUAGUGGGUAAACAUGACUAUAGUGCUAAUACAUCCAGCUCUAGAAUGAAUCAUUAGUUUGCUUGUUUGACCUUUUGAUCAUAAUACAGGGAAAUGGAAGCGGCCAAAAGUACAUGGACACCUGACCAUAACCUUGUUGGACAUCCAAAUUUAAAACCACGGCUAUUAAUAUGGAGUUGCCCCGUCUUGGAGCGAUCACAGCGUCUGCUCAUCUGGAAAGGUUUUCCACACAUUUUUGGAGCAUGUAUGUGACAGAAGGAAGCAGUUACUGAGUUAAUAGAUUUUAGAUUUGGUUACAUUGUUUUCCCCUAUAUAAAAAAAAAAUGCUAAAUGUGUAUUGGCUGCUAUAAGUGAAAAAGUCAUUAGUGUAGGUGAGAUGCAUUGGCAUCCUGUCCUGGGUGUUCAGCUGGUGCCCUGUCUGUGUGUUCCCAACUUUCAGCCAUCAUGGAUGCGAGAGUACAUCGGGUUGCCUAACCAGAUAAAACCCACACACACAUGGUGAGAACAGUGUCACAUGUCACACACACAGUGACCAAAGCAUAGGUCUGGUGGCACCCAUUUUACCAACUGUGCUGCUAUCAAACCACCUUCAACCCAAAAUUUUUAACAUGGACAAAGUAAAUCAGUUUAUGAAGAUAAAUGAACAAAUUAAUAUUCGAUAUGUACUCAUUUGUUUACCAAAACCUUCCUAAACCUUUCCUUUCUUAGCAUUUUGAUUAUAUAAUAUAUUCAGAAUGUCAUGCACAUUAAAUGUAAAUACAGUAUUUUGCAUAUUAAGGUCUCUUGAGACAGAAAAAUAAACUGAAUGUACAUAUUGAUCAUUGUUAACCUUGUCAAUCAUAUACAAAAAAAACUAAAUCUAGUUCAUUAACUUCAGAUUAGAUUUAGAAGUUAAUAGUAUUUUAUGUGUAAUUUUGGUUGUGUAUCAUCAAAAUACAGUAUAGUAUAGAAUGUUUUUUUGUGGAAUUUGUAUUUUAUUGGUUUUAAACAUGUACAAAGAUUAUUGUGUAAAUUAAAAGAA
Molecule: messenger RNA, 3750 nt
Organism: Trichomycterus rosablanca
Lineage: Eukaryota; Metazoa; Chordata; Actinopteri; Siluriformes; Trichomycteridae
Gene: ppm1lb
Product: protein phosphatase, Mg2+/Mn2+ dependent, 1Lb
Exons: 4
Coding region: 246-1325 (359 amino acids)
Biological process (GO): peptidyl-threonine dephosphorylation; negative regulation of canonical NF-kappaB signal transduction; positive regulation of canonical Wnt signaling pathway
Cellular component (GO): nucleus; cytosol
Molecular function (GO): protein serine/threonine phosphatase activity; cation binding
Source: RefSeq, a predicted model, not a curated record